Messenger RNA from Diaporthe amygdali, 387 nucleotides. RefSeq lists its product as uncharacterized. Bases 1 to 387 code for a protein of 128 amino acids. Gene Ontology annotation, cellular component: mitochondrial matrix. The transcript has a single exon. The record is from RefSeq and is a predicted model, not a curated record. Gene Ontology annotation, biological process: mitochondrial respiratory chain complex IV assembly. NCBI's taxonomy places the organism in Eukaryota, Fungi, Ascomycota, Sordariomycetes, Diaporthales, Diaporthaceae.
AUGCCACCACAUCUUCACCCGAGGUCCCGAAUGACCUCGUCCUUGUUCGCAACCACGAUGCUUGCCAGUUUCUUCGUGGUCGCUCUCCCCCACGCCCUCCCUUGUCCCGCUCCAAGGAUCACAUACGCCGAUGGGGAAAUAAUAGAGGACGAGAAUGGUAGAAGGAGGCGGAGGAGGAGGGUUCAACAACAAAGCCAGGAGGUCCAAGGCGGAGUUGUGCAGUUCAACAACAUAACCCAGCAAGACUUGGUGGACCACGAAGGAACCAGAAGCAAACGCGAAUGCCCAGUGCCCAAGCCUGGCGGAAAAGUUGGCGAACUCUUGGGUUUCAAGCAAUCCAACAAAUCUCUCAACGCCGACAACAGCACCGAGAACCGCACAUUAUAA